GUCAAACAUAUCACCUGUCGAACCUAUCCGAACCUUAUUUUCAAAACCCAAAGGCACUUUUAAGAGCCAACCUCUAUCUCUUCAUUAUUUUCAAUAUCUUACAUCCUCUCUGUUCUCUCACUAUCUAUAUUUCUGUCCAUCUCUUCAAUCUUUAUCUAUCUCACAGUCAUCUAUUGCUCUUUCUUUCCUCCCUGUCUGUCUUUGUCUACUUGUCUGUCUUACCCAUCUUUGUCUGUCUGUCUGAAUCUGACUGUCUGUCUGUAUCUGACUGUCUGUCUGUCUGUCUGUAUCUGACUGUCUGUCUGUCUGUAUCUGACUGUGUGUUAUAAUGCCAGGGGGGUCUACAAAAAAGAUCUGCCCCUUUUGUCAGGGGAUUUUAUUUUGCGCUCAAAAGAUCUGCUCACAUUGUAAAAAGGAGCAGCCUCUGAAGCAGCGCCUCAAGAAGAAGCUUCAGAGGUUUGAUGAGAAGCGAGAGGAAUGGGUGGUUGGUCGUAAGAAAAACCACAACACUGCAUCCAUCAAGGAUGAAGCCAAUAUCAUGCUUGAGAAACUCCAUGCCAUUGGCUACAAACCAGUUCUGCUACUAGGAAAGGAGAACAAAAAAAAAGAAAUUAAGUGUGAAAUAUUAACGCUUCGCUGCACACUCUCCACCUUUGCCCAGGACUACCUACAGAAGAUAGGUUCAUUUUAUGAAUACCUUUGUGAAGGAUGGACCCAGGAUUCCAGUGGCAAUAAGGAUCAGCUGAUUACUCUGCAGCUCACACCCUGCGAGGCAGAAUCCACGGAGGGGCAAGUGGAGCAGGUGGAAUCCACGGAGGGGCAAGUGGAGCAGGCGGAAUCCACGGAGGGUCAAGUGGAGCAGGCUGAAUCCACGGAGGGUCAAGUGGAGCAGGCGGAAUCCACGGAGUGUCAAGUGGAGCAGGCGGAAUCCACGGAGGGUCAAGUGGAGCAGGCGGAAUCCACGGAGGGGCAAGAUGUCUUCACAGGGUCAGCCAGGGGCACAGUCUCAAAGCGAAAAAAAAAAAAGUCAGGUAUGUAAAUGUUUGUCCGUCCUUCGGAUGAGACGUUAAACUGAGGUCCUGACUCUCUGUGGUUAUUAAAAAUCCCAGGGUGUCCUUCUAAAAAGUAGGGUGUGGUGGGGUGUUGGGGUGUAACC
Molecule: messenger RNA, 1156 nt
Organism: Xyrauchen texanus (razorback sucker)
Lineage: Eukaryota; Metazoa; Chordata; Actinopteri; Cypriniformes; Catostomidae
Exons: 4
Coding region: 329-1039 (236 amino acids)
Source: RefSeq, a predicted model, not a curated record